AUGGAUCAAUUGUUGGACACAUUUGAUUUAAAUGAUAUAAACAAUACAGACACUGAGGGCUUAUUUGAGUUAAGUUUUAACGAAAUCUGUAUGAAUGAGAUUUGGGUGAAAGCAUUUAAUUUGAGUGAACAGUGCGACUAUCAGUUAUAUGAGACCAACCAUUCAAUGGGACUGUCAAUGGAUAACAUACAGAAUAUGACGAGUAAUGGGACAACAAGUAUUGAGCGACCAUUUAUUCCUCGGUGGUGGAUUCAAUUGUUUUGGUCACUAUUGUUUGGUGUUAUGGUUCUGCUAUCAGCGAUUGGUAAUCUAGUGGUCAUAUGGAUUGUUUUGGCCAAUCGCCGUAUGCGGACAGUGACCAACUAUUUUCUAUUAAAUCUGACAAUAGCUGAUCUGUCGACAGCCGUAUUCAAUGCUAUCUUCAACUUUGUCUUUAUGUUGAACUCUCACUGGCCUUUCGGUCAGUUUUACUGUAUUUUCAACAACUUUAUCGCCAACCUAUCCAUCUCUGUCUCGGUGUUCACCAUAUCUGCCACUAGUAUUGAUCGGUAA
Molecule: messenger RNA, 552 nt
Organism: Oppia nitens
Lineage: Eukaryota; Metazoa; Arthropoda; Arachnida; Sarcoptiformes; Oppiidae
Product: tachykinin-like peptides receptor 99D
Exons: 1
Coding region: 1-552 (183 amino acids)
Biological process (GO): G protein-coupled receptor signaling pathway
Cellular component (GO): plasma membrane
Molecular function (GO): tachykinin receptor activity
Source: RefSeq, a predicted model, not a curated record